AUGGCGCCAUCUAAGCCUGAGCCUACUACGGCUAAGAAGACUGCGGCAAAGCGGACGCCCAUUGCGAAGAAAGCGAUUUCCAAGCCUAACUCAAAGAAAUAUUUCAGCGCAAACGACGGAAUAUAUCGUUCUUUUGUCAGGGCAUGCAAGAAUGGCAUCGAAGAUUCUGAAAAGGGCCCAACGGCCACUCAACUUGCUGGCGCACUACUCGGAAUGGAAGAUCUCAGCGAAGAAUACUUACCUACCGAAUGGAAGGACUAUGCAGAAGCAAACCCAGAGAUUGCGCGAACCAUACGGCGCACAGUUGCAGAACUUAGGACACCAGAGGGGGAAAAGUUUGGGGUAGAGCUCAAAGACGCUGAUGUGAAAAUGGACAAGUAUCUCAUUAUCAGCAACCCAGACUAUGGAGCGGCGGAUGUCGAAGAUAGUGAAGUCAGUGGCAAGGAUGAUGAAGUUGAUGGCAAAAUCGAUGAGGACGCCCGCCUUCGAGAAUUGGAAGAGCGAAAAUCUCGAUUUAGGCUAUUAAUAAUGGCAGCAGAUGCCGAAUCCUCAGUUGCAAAAUCGCCUUCUCCAAUCAAUCACCAGGAAGCAGCCUCGCAGACCGGAGAACAUGGUACGGAGACCAUUCAUCUUGAUGAGAAUGCUCAUCCCACGAUGACAGAUGUUCCACCAGGUUGGGAAGAUUAUGCCGAUAUAUUUACAUCAGAUUAUAACCAGGGCAACAAUAUUAACGACACUGGUCACCACAAUCUGCUUGAUCCUGUUUUUCAGCGGGUACCUGGACAUGAGCAGGAGGAGCCUGAGCGUGAAGUCGGACAAGAUAUUGCGAUUAAUCCAGCGCUGGAUAUUGGACACGAAGAGGUGAACACUACGCUCAAUGGUGAAGCUAAUGUUGAACCUCAUAUGGAAUAA
This is a messenger RNA of Trichoderma harzianum CBS 226.95, 912 nucleotides long. RefSeq lists its product as hypothetical. The record is from RefSeq and is a predicted model, not a curated record. NCBI's taxonomy places the organism in Eukaryota, Fungi, Ascomycota, Sordariomycetes, Hypocreales, Hypocreaceae. Bases 1 to 912 code for a protein of 303 amino acids. The transcript is spliced from 2 exons.